This is a messenger RNA of Oryzias melastigma (Indian medaka), 6081 nucleotides long. It is a transcript of the gene rb1cc1, whose product is annotated as RB1-inducible coiled-coil 1. Lineage: Eukaryota; Metazoa; Chordata; Actinopteri; Beloniformes; Adrianichthyidae. The record is from RefSeq and is a predicted model, not a curated record. Gene Ontology annotation, molecular function: molecular adaptor activity; protein kinase binding. The transcript is spliced from 22 exons. The coding region runs from base 420 to 5303 and encodes 1627 amino acids. Gene Ontology annotation, biological process: piecemeal microautophagy of the nucleus; positive regulation of protein phosphorylation; glycophagy. Gene Ontology annotation, cellular component: extrinsic component of membrane; phagophore assembly site membrane; Atg1/ULK1 kinase complex.
UCUGCUGUGUGUCAGUUGAUCCGGACUCCACAGCAGCAGAUGACAACAACAAAAACACUCGGCUCCACUGAGAGGGUGUUAGCCCAGUUAGCCGCGCGGCAGAAACUCAUUCUGUUUUUGUGUCACAUAGUUAUGAACAAAAUGCCGGGAGUACGGGGUUAUUAGGAGUACGUUUGACCCGUCAGCGUGAAAAUGCUUGUCACUUACUCUUGCUUAAGUUAGACCAGCUAACGUUAGCUCCGCGAGCUCUAUGUAUGUCAACCUUAAACGGGUUAGCUAGCUAGCUCCCGUGCUAGCUUGUUAGCUAGCCUGCUCGCCCGAGAGGAGACGGGAACCGAAAUGCGGGGAAAGUGAGCAGAUGGUGUUGUCUGACUAAAUGAGCAAGAUAAGCAAGUUUGGAGAACUCUGGGAGAUCCACCAUGAAGUUGUAUGUGUUCCAAGUCAACAACGGCAGCACGUUGACAUUUGACACUGACCUUGCUGUCCAAACUGUACAUCAGCUGAAACAUGCCAUCCAAGCCAAAUAUAAAAUCGCAAUUCAGCAUCAAGUCCUUGUUGUCAACGGAGGGGAAUGCAUGGCUGUGGACCGACGAGUCUGCAGCUACAGUGCUGGCACUGAAACCAAUCCCAUAUUCCUGUUCAACAAAGAGAUGAUCCUGUCUGAUCGGGACCCAACAAUCCCCAAAACCACCUUCUCCAUCGAGAGUGAGAUUCAGGUCAAAGUGGAGGAGUCACUACUGAUGCCAGCUGUCUUUCACACUGUUGCCUCGAGAACACAACUUGCCCUGGAAAUGUUUGAAGUUGCCAACAAGCUUUGCUCGUUCUGUGAACGUUUGGUUCACGAUGAACAUCUCCAACAUCAAGGCUGGGCUGCUAUCAUGGCGAACCUGGACGAUUGCACUCUGUCGUAUCAGAGGUUACUCACCAAAUUCAACACCUCCUACACGAAUUAUCAACACGAUCUGGAGGAAAUCAAAGUGAAACUUUCAAAGUUGGGGACAGCCGUCUCGGUGAUGGCCAGGAUACCGCUGCUGGAAUGUUUGACUCGACACAGUUACAAAGAGAGCAUGGAGAAGUCCAGUUCAAGCCCCGGCAGGGAUUCAGACGAAACGGAAGAAGAGAAGUCCACCGACUCGGUCCUCUGCACCGCUCGAGCCCGCAUGCCCCACAAGUCCCCGUCUACCCUGUCCGCCUCCGGAUUGGCUGCAGAAGAGCCGCGUGGAGACCAGGCGACAAACGAAAUGGCCGACAGCGGCGAGCUGAAAGCGGCGCUGCUAGAUGACAGCACUCCUGAGCUCACCAACCAGCCUUUGUUCAACGUCACACUACUGGACUGGAUUAAUGUCCAAGAUCGGCCCAAUGACGUGGAAGCAGUGGUGAGGAAAUGCUUCGACUCCAUCAACAGGCUGGACCCGCGCAUCAUUCAACCCUUCCUGGGAGAUUGCUGUGAAACUAUUGCGAAGUUGGAUAAUCAAAACAUGAAAGCCAUCAAGGGGCUUGAAGACCGAUUGUACGCUCUAGAUCAGAUGAUCGCCAGCUGCAAGAAGCUGGUGAAUGAACAGAAGGAACUUGCUCAGGGAUUUUUGGCAAAUCAGAAACGAGCCGAAAACCUGAAGGACACGUCCGUUCUGCCUGACUUGUGUCUGAGUCACACCAACCAGCUGAUGAUCAUGCUGAACAACCACAGGAAGCUGCUGGACAUUAAGAAGAAGUGCACCACCGCCAAGCAAGAACUGGCAAACAACCUUCAAGUCAGACUCAAAUGGUGCUGCUAUGUGAUGCUUCACGCCGACCAGGAUGCAGAAAAGCUCCAGGCGCUGCUGAGGCUGCUGACGGAGCUGAUGGAGAGAGUGAGGGUGGUGGAGGCCCUCAGCACCGUGCCUCAGAUGUACUGCCUGGCCGUGGUGGAAGUCGUCAGGAGGAAAAUGUUUAUGCGCCACUACAGAGCGUGGGCCAACGCUCUGGUGAAGGACGGGAAACGUCUGUACGAGGCAGAAAAGUUCAAAAGGGAAUCCUUCGGGAAACUCUUCAGGAAGUCUUUCCUUCGAAAUCGUCUGUUUCGGGGGCUCGACUCGUGGCCUCCAACAUCUUUCUGUACUCGAAAGCCCAGAAAGUUCGAUGAUGAACUUCCAGACAUUUCACUUGAUGACCUGCAGUACUUGAAGUCGUGUUGUCCUGACGAGGUGCAGCCUUUCCUAAUGGUGCCCGCCAUGUGUGAUUUUGAGCCCUUAAAUCGCCACGUAGAGAAACUUCAUCAGCUCGUCCAGGCCGCCCAGAGUGUCGACGAGAUGUCCCAAACUAUUACUGACCUGCUAAGUGAACAAAGGGCGUCCUACAGUCAGACCUCCCAGAGAUCAACUGCUUUGACUCCGCAGUCUGAAAAAACGCCAACAUCUCCCAAAACCCCGCCUCCUCCUCUAAGCCUUCAGGGACCCAUCUGCCAGCCCCUCCCCGUCCCCGCCCCCUUGGAGGACUUAUCCCCCGACAGCAUCGACGCGCAGACGUUCGACUUCGAAACCAUCGGGCACCCCAACAUGGACCCGGUCCUGCAGCAGGGGUCGCUCGACUUGGACUCGCUAGCGGAGAGCCCCGAGUCGGAUUUCAUGUCAGCCGUCAACGAGUUUGUGAUCGAAGAGAACCUGGCCUCCCCAAACCCCAUCAGCGAGCCGAUCAGCCCAGAGAUGAUGGUGGAGUCUCUGUACUCCUCCGUCAUUAACGCUAUAGACAACAAGCGGAUGCAGGACACCACCACACUACAGAGAGAGAGCUCCAAGAUCUCUGAGCUCACGCAGGUUCUGGAGAAGUACCAGAGUGCUGCAGAGGAGUCAGUCUCCAAAUUCAGAAGCGUGAAGGACGAUCUGCGGCACUUAAAGAGUCUCGUGUUGAAGGAACGCAACGACUUUACGCUAGCUUUGCAUAGCUUAGCCGCAGAAGUGAGCGGCGCUGUGGGCGGGGUCUACCAGAACCACGAGAUGCAGCUGAAGGAGCAGCACCUGGGGGAGCUCCUGAACCUCCGGCAGGAGCUGGAGCAGCAGAUCCACAACCUGACGGAGGAAAACCAGCUCAACCAGAACAUCGUGCGGGACGUCCAGCGCGCCAUGCUGGAGCUGGAGGGGCUCCUGGAGCGCAAGGAGAAGGAGCUGACGCAGCUGGAGAACGAGAAGGAGCGAUGGGGGGAGAAGGAGGGCGGUCUGAACGAGCGGAUCGGAAACCUGGAGCAGACUAUGAGCGAGCAGACCGAGGAGAUCCGGAUGCUGUCGGCUUUGAGGGACUCUCUGAGCGGCCAGCUGGAGAACCUGCACUUUGAGAUCGAACGCAGUCAGCAGAAGAUCCGACAGGAGAUGGAGGCCGCCAGUCAGUCCCAUCUGAAGGAGCUGGAGGACAGAUUGAAGCAGGAGCACAGGACGGAGCUGGAGACCAUCAGUAAGGAUAACAGGGAGGCUCUGGAACAUCUCACCGCUGAAAAUAACGCAAAGUCGACGACUUCGGCCAGUCACCACGCCGCUGCUAUCCAGGAGAAGGACGCAAAGAUCAAGGAUUUGGAAGCUCGGUUGACUGAACUCGCAGAAAUGCGCUGCAAGUUGGAGGUGGAGCUCGCCUUAAAGGAGUCCGAAUCAGAGGAGGUGAAGAACCACCUUGAGGAGAGCAAGACGCAGCAGUCCGAGACCGUGAAGACCCAAGUCGAAGCCGAGACCAAAACCAUCAGAGAGGAGUUGGCAGGACUCCGGAAGCAGCUUCAGGCUAAAAACGAGGAGUACGAAGUGGACCUGGCCGAGCUGAGAGCCCUCAUGAGAAUCGAGAAGGACCACUGCAUCUCCGAGCUGGUGGACAGACACGACGAGGAGACGGCUCUGCUGCACGGAAACCUCUCCUCCCUGAAGCAACAGUUCCAGGAGGCCCAAAGGAGCCACGGCGAGCAGCAGCAGAACCUCACAGAGCGGUUCAGUCAGCAGAUCGCCGCGCUGACCCAGGAGAAGGAGGAGCAGGUCAGGAGUUUCCGAGCGCUGGAGCAGGAGUUGAGGACUCUCAUCGGGGGUUUACAGUCAGAAAACGACCGUCUUUCCAAAGAGUCAAAGAAAGAGGAGGCGGCAGCAGCAGAGGGCUUCAGAGAGCUGGAGCAGCAGAAAGAGGAGACGGAGAAAAGACUGUUGGACAAAAUCAGACAGCUGGAGACAGAGCUCUCAGAAAAGAAGAAGUUCUCAAAAAGCGAUGAAGGUUUGUCUCUGCACGCCGAGAGCCGGGCGGAUUCUGGAGGACCGCUGUCGCUGGACUCCGCCCUACAAGAGCGGCUGCAGCAGGAGAGGGCGUCGCUGCAGAUGCAGAUGGAACUUCUGGAGAAGAAGAAGAACGAAGAGAUGCAGAACCUCAAGACAUCGCUGAUCGCAGAGCAGCAGACAAACUUCAACACUGUGCUAACCCGAGAAAAGAUGAAGAAGGAGCAGAUCAUCGGAGACCUCACAGAGAAGCUGCGUCAAGUUACCCAGCAGCAGGAGAAGGACAAAGCUCUGAUAGAGACGUUAUCCGAGGACCGAGCCAGCGUGAUGCAGGAGAAGAAACACUUGGAGGAGGAGCUUAACCGCCUGCGCAGCACAGUCCUGGCCUCCUCCAGCAUGUUCACCUCCACCCCCCCGGUGCAGGAGCCCGCAGAGGGCGGGGCGGUGGCGGCGGCGGCGGCUCGAGUUCUGCCUGUCGCUGAGUCUCUGGCUGACACGGAAAGACUGACCUCUGUUGCCGCCAUGGCGGACAACGAGCACGUGGAUUCGGCCGUGGAGGCCAGCAUGGUGACCGUCCAGGACAGCAUCAUGUCGGAGGAGAAGCAGCGCAUCAUCUUACUUGAGAGGACUUUACAUAUGAAGGAAGAAGAAAACAAGCGCCUCAGUCAGAGACUCAUGUCUCAGAGCAUGUCGUCCGUGUCGUCUCGACAUUCAGACAAAAUCGCCAUCAGAGACUUCCAGGUCGGCGAUUUGGUUCUCAUCAUUCUGGAUGAAAGGCACGACAACUACGUGCUCUUCACCGUCGGCCCCACCCUCUACUUCCUCCACUCCGAGUCCCUCACGGCUCUGGACCUCAAACCAGGUCCGAACCACACACCGCCUGCCAUUUUAAUGUAUCGAUUGAAAUAUUCAACCAAUAAAUCAAUAUUCUGCUCCAAAGCUUCAGGGACUUCCAGGCGGCCGUGGGUUCUUGGAAAAGUUCUGGAGAAGGAAUAUUGCCAAGCAAAAAAGGCCCAGAACAGAUUUAAGGUUCCUCUCGGAACCAAGUUUUACCGAGUGAAAGCUGUUCCGUGGAACAGAAAAGUAUAAUAGCCAAGUAAUGAUCUAAACAUUUAAUUUCUUUUGUCAUUUCUGACCAUUAACAUAACUUGAAAAAUGAAGCUUCUUUUUUUUCUUUUUUUUUUUUAAGAAAUAAAAAAUUAGGAUGGAUGUGUAUUUUAUUUUGAAAUCCCACAUGCUUUUGUUUUUAUUUUUUGGUUUUAAACCUGGGUUUGUUCUUGUGGACCAAACGGGGUCCCAGCCACUACACGGUGGGUUACGCCCUCCGACCGGCGUGUUCAACCGAAGAAAACGUUGGAUGUUAAAUAUUUUGUUUUCAGCAUCUGUGGAAAAUACUGUGUCAUUAUCCAGAUCAUUAAUUGAAAAUAAUUACAUUUAUAAAUAGGUGUUGAUGGAGGAAUGUUCAUGGCAUGCAUAUUAAAAAAGAUUUUAAUUUUACUUACCAGAUAAAUGUUGUAGUUGGAAAUGUAGUUAAUGCUGUUUGUUACUCACUGAACAGUAUCGAUGACUGAAGGACGCAGUCUUCUUUGCAAUCCUUGAAAUGCACUUUGGAAAAGCUUUUUUUGAUUUAAAUAAAAUGAAUAAAUAAAAAAGGGAAGUUUAGUUGAGCUGUCAGAACUAAAUAAAUACAUCAGCACAAACUUCUCACCUAUCAUAGAAUUAUUGAUAUGUAGAAAGAAAUACGUUGUGACUGUGUUUCAAUAUCACCAACCUUGUAUAUAACCCAUUAAAUCAAAUGUAACGAUAAAAAAUGACUGUAUUGUACAAGAUAGAGUUUUGAAACAAUAAAGGUUUGAUCCCAAAUUUA